Daphnia magna is the source of this 1794-nucleotide messenger RNA. RefSeq lists its product as uncharacterized. The annotation marks the transcript as partial. The transcript has 4 exons. NCBI's taxonomy places the organism in Eukaryota, Metazoa, Arthropoda, Branchiopoda, Diplostraca, Daphniidae. The record is from RefSeq and is a predicted model, not a curated record.
UGGGUUUUCGGGACCAUCAACACAAAUCCAGAAAUCUUAGAAAAUUUUCCGGAAACAUCGAUCGACGAACUGGAAGAAAUUCAACUAGAACAACGAAGGACAAUGACCACUACCAUUAAUUCACCAAUAUUUGGAGGAUUGAUAACGGAUAAUGGCAAAGGAAAUAUAAUUUGGGACAUGAUCAACUGGGGAUUACUAAAAAGCGGAAAGCCACCAAACGAAAAAUGUGUCACCUACAAUGGCUUAGCAAACGUAUUAACAUUGGAAACCUGUGACCCAAAUUGGACACAAUGUCAGGAAAGCCUGAAAAAACUCAUCACCAGCAAUGACCCUCUUGUACAAACCCAAACAUCUGUAGCUAACUGUAGCCAGAGCAGUGGCAAAGGCAAAGCCUUUGAAUACUCAGCUGAUUUUACAAUAAGACCUUUUAACACCAACCAUUGUAUAAAGGCAAAUACGUCAAUGGUAGUACUACAGGAAUGUUCAGAUACCAGUUCCAUCUGGGGAACCUUCAAUCACACAGGACAAUUAAUGGCUACCGAUCGGACUGGACUACACACUCCAACAUCAGACAGAAAAUGUCUCAACCUAAUAACAGGAAGAUUAGCACUAGAAACUUCACGGCUGAUACCAUACAAAAUUAUCUCUAAACCGUCAACAACAGAAAGAAACAGAACAAUAGAAAAAGAGAUCAUCAUGGCAGAUGCUACAGAGAAGUGGCAAAUACCACCUGAAAAAGCUACCCCAAAUGAGGUUGAGGCAAGUGAAGCAUUAAAAUUAACAACACUGUAUGAAAAUAGGAAACCGGAGGCAAGGACAUACGAGUCACCAAUCAACGAAGACCCUAACUACGGAUUACCAAAAUCUAUCAACGAACUUUAUAGACACCUUAAAUUUGAAAUCAGUAAAAUGCACGAGCAAUACAAAAUUAGCAUGGAAACUGAACACGAGAACAAAUUAGCUAAGGAAAUCAGAGAUGUUUAUUGCCAGCUUUCAAAAAUUAAGAGAACACAGGCAAUAAACUUGGCGCAAACACACGGAAUAUUAUCAGCCGCCGCUUUAGGAUUACCAGUAUGCAGUCGACUGUAUGGUUUUGGACAAGCCAUGACCUUACAGCAAUGCGAACCAAAAAGGAUUUUACUAACUGCCAACGAAACAAAAUGUGGAUUCCAACCUUUUUUUAAUUAUGGAACAAGCGACUGCACAAUUGGAACGGAUGGAUGGUCAAUCCACCCGUACUCUGAGUGUUUUUGGAAAUCACAACUUGUAAACAUCAAUGGAUACCCUCAUGCUUGGGAACACAACGAAACAAACGGUGAUUGGGUUAGGCAGGAAGCCAACAUACACACACCGAAUUUGGACCUGAUCGCCGAAUUUGAAGAACUUCACUUAAACGACUUUGAUUUCGCCCUCAAGAGCCAUCCGGCCCACGAUACAAUGGAGACGGAACAACUAAAUAUACUGAAUGACUUAGUAGGAAGGUUACAAGAAGGAGAAACAAAAUCUCUAUCAAAUAUCAUCGUGACCGAAGAACAAGAUAAUCAAAUUGGGAAUAUGUUUUCUUGGUUCGACAAACUUAAAAUUAUGGGAUUAUCUUACAGUCCAAUAUCCGAAGAGGAUCAGCAAGAGGAGGUGGAAAUCAACCCUGAGGACGUAUUGGAAGAAAACCUACAAGAUCCUGUCCACUCAGAACCUACCAGAUCGUGGAACAACUGCAAAAUGAAGACGGUACCAAUUUUAUCGUAUGGAAGAGUAGGAAAAAUAAGAAUGGAGAACUUGCACAAGCCCAACUAA